Messenger RNA from Glycine soja, 2579 nucleotides. RefSeq lists its product as uncharacterized. Lineage: Eukaryota; Viridiplantae; Streptophyta; Magnoliopsida; Fabales; Fabaceae. Gene Ontology annotation, biological process: positive regulation of growth. The record is from RefSeq and is a predicted model, not a curated record. The transcript is spliced from 2 exons. The coding region runs from base 738 to 2438 and encodes 566 amino acids.
UGUUUGUUAUGUAUCUGGGUGCAGACAACUAUUAGAUGUCAAUCUUUUUUCUUAUAAAAAUUGUUACCAAAGGGGAUUGCUAUGUGACCAACGCCAAUCUCUUGCAGUUGCAUACAUUAAAUACUUUCAAAUCCGAGGCAUAGCAUACACCAAUUAACCGAUUGAUCCAACACAGCAUAUACUCCUUAAAAUUCCGCUACUGUCCCAGGUUACAAUGAAAAACGACGACACUGGUAGCCGCUUUGAAUAAAAAUUCUUAACGUUUACUACAAUCCAAAACACUCAAACAUCCUAACACAAACUGAAGGGGUCACGAGGCACUGAAGGCAGUGACAUCUUUGGCAUCACACUCACAGAAAACACUAUUUUUUGAACUAGCAAUUACCAGAGGCUAUCAACCACUGAACUGUCCACAGUAACAUCCACGUUUCCCAAAAGCAUUAAAAACCCAACAUGGAGAACCUUGUUUUUCCCACGGUUUGACCGGUUUUGUACUAUUUCUCUCUCUGUCUCUGUCUUUUGUCUUUGUCUUUCUCUCACGCUUUGUUCUUUGUCUAUUUCCUUAUCCUUUGCUCAUAUCAGUAAGCAUCCGUUCAUUAUGGUUUCAGCUGGUAUUUCCACUUUUCUCCUUGCAGAGGUUCAGUUUCUUCUCCCUCAGCUCAAUGCUGCCUCAGAUUUGUGGAGGGAUAGUGGGUAUCUUCUAAGAGUGCUAAUUAGGAUAACGUACCUAUUGAACUAUGGGGGGUGAAACAGUGAAAGGGACAUGGCUCAGUGCUUUGUGGUCAGUGUCACGUAAGAGUGCAUCAGAUGGCAAGGAAGUGAUUGGAGUUUUGGCAUUUGAAGUUGCGGGUUUGAUGUCUAAGGUGGUUAAUUUGUGGCGUUCUUUGAGUGACAGGGAAAUAAUGAAUACGAAGGCAUGGAUAAUGAAGUCGGUUGGGGUCAAAAUGCUAGUGUCUGAUGAUGAUUAUUUCUUGAUGGACCUUGCCUUGAGUGAGAUACUCAAUAACUUUGAGUCUCUAGCUUGGUCUGUGGCCAGGUUGAGUAAGAAGUGCAAGGAUCCAGUUUAUCAUGGUUAUGAACAUUUUGUUGAUAAUCCUGCUCAAAACUAUCUUCAAUGGUCCGGGUGGGAAUAUGCGUGGAAAAAGAUGGAGAGGAAGGUGAAGAAAAUGGACAGAUUUGUUGCUUGUAUGUCACUAUUGUCCCAAGAGCUUGAGGUACUGGCUGAUAGGGAACAAACUUUCAGGAGAAUGAAGGCAAAUCGCGAGCUUCAUGGGGUGAAGCUGCUCGAGUUUCAAAAGAAGGUCAUGUGGCAGCGCCAGCAAGUGAAAAAUCUGAGAGACAUGGCUCCAUGGAACAGAAGUUAUGACUAUGUUGUAAGGUUAUUGGCAAGAUCAUUGUUCACAAUUCUUGAGAGAAUCAUUGUUGUCUUUGGAAAUAGUCAUAUACCUAUUGAAAACCAACAAAAUGAUUCUCUUUCUCCGCCCGUGACUACCAAUAACAAUCGUCUUACUCGCAGUCAUUCCUUCUCUACUCUUAGGCACACCACCUCAGUUCAUCCUUCUAAGACCAAUUCAUAUGGAUUCUGUUCACAACCUAUUGAGAGCAAGUCAGUGUUAAACUCAGGUUUUGAGGUUGACAAGAGCAAGAGCAAGAGCAAGAAAAAGAAGAAAGAGCAACAAGUGCUUCAUUCAGAAAGCAAGCAGUUCGAGCAUAUUGUUCCAUUCACUGGAUUCAUGUCAGUUGGAAAUAAAUCUCCUUUUGUACAAUCUUGUGUGCCAACUAAAGGAGGUUCUAUGAGGUUGGUUGAUUGUCAUGUGAAGAACAAUGACAACAUGAAAACAGUUGAUAAAUCAUCUCUCAUAUGCAGAACUAGAAUUUAUUUAAAACUGUCGAUGAAGGGUCGGUUAAAGCCAGGUCCAUCUACACUUGGCGAUGCAGCUUUAGCUCUACAUUAUGCAAAUGUGAUUGUACUAAUAGAGAAGAUGGUGGUGUCAGCACCUCACCUCAUUGAUCAUGAAACAAGGGAUGAUUUGUACAACAUGUUACCAACCACUAUAAGAACCGCUCUGAGGGGUAAGCUCAAGUGGUAUGCCAAGAGCCAGCGUGCCACGGUCCACGAAGCUAGCCUUGCAGUGGAAUGGAGCAUGGUAGUUGCACAGAUAUUGGAAUGGUUGGCUCCACUGGCACACAACAUGAUAAAGUGGCAUUCUGAGAGGAAUUUUGAGAGGGAGCAAUGUGCUUCCAAAGCCAAAAAUGUUUUGCUUGUUCACACUCUUUACUUUGCAGACCAAGCAAAAGCUGAAGCUGCAAUGGUUGAGCUCCUUGUUGGUGUUCACUAUGUGUGCAGGAUUGAUAGAGAGGCGCAGGAGUUUGCAGGGUCUAGAGCUCUUAAUGGUGUUCGUUUGAGAAAGAAUGUGUUGUACAAUAAAUAUUUAUAGGCUACAUGAAUGUCACCAAUGAUGUACAGUUAUCAUUUUCUAAUGUAGCCUUUUCCUAAUAGUACUUUAAUGCUUUUAAUGUUAAAAAUACGCUGGGAAUCACAUCACGCUGAUUCUGAGCUUUGGUUACAUUUUGGUUAA